Molecule: messenger RNA, 702 nt
Organism: Rhineura floridana
Lineage: Eukaryota; Metazoa; Chordata; Lepidosauria; Squamata; Rhineuridae
Gene: SUB1
Product: SUB1 regulator of transcription
Exons: 5
Coding region: 147-527 (126 amino acids)
Biological process (GO): positive regulation of transcription initiation by RNA polymerase II
Cellular component (GO): transcription regulator complex; nucleus
Molecular function (GO): DNA binding; transcription coactivator activity
Source: RefSeq, a predicted model, not a curated record
UUUCACGUGAUUGCUCGAGUGGGUGGGCCUUGGAGCGGACGUCGCUUCCGCUUUUCCUGUGGCGUGGGGAAUAGGCUGAGAGGCAGGCAGAAGGGAAGACAGUUAGAGCACCAGGCGCUGAGCAGAACCAUUUUGUUCUUCCUAGAAUGCCUAAAUCAAAAGAACUUGUGUCUUCAAGCUCAUCUGCCAGCGAUUCAGACAGUGAAGUUGAUAAAAAGGCAAAAAGGAAAAAAACAGCAGCGCCAGAAAAGCCUGUAAAGAAACAGAAGACUGGUGAAAGUUCCAAAGGUGCUGCUGCCUCCAAGCAAAGUAGCAACAGAGAUGAGAAUAUGUUUCAGAUUGGUAAAAUGAGAUAUGUCAGUGUUCGUGAUUUUAAAGGUAAAGUCCUAAUUGAUAUUAGGGAAUACUGGAUGGAUCAAGAAGGUGAAAUGAAACCUGGCAGAAAAGGCAUCUCUCUAAAUCCAGAACAGUGGAGCCAGUUGAAGGAACAGAUUACUGAUAUUGAUGAAGCUGUAAGAAAACUGUAAAGACAAGCCAUACAGAAACUCUACUGUUAGAGGUUUAAGUAGUCUUUUUACAUUGGCAUUCAUUUUCUAAACUAUUUGUUUUCCAAGCUAUUGUAUAUUUGGAUUGCAAAACAAUUUGUAAGAUGAACGCUUUUUUUAAUGUGCAUUAAAAGUGUAUUCUGAGUGAAGUUACAAA